AUGAAUUGUUGGAUAAUACUAGCAGCAGCUUUUGCUUCAGCCUGGGUCUUUGAUUCGGGCGUGGAGUACUUUUCAUUUGAUAUGAAGCUCAAAUGGUAUUUUCCAUCUGACAACGAGGUUGAAUUUGAACUUUGAAUUCCCAAACGUUAUGAAGCGUCCUUUGGCUGGGCAGGAAUUGCAAUCCAAGAUAUAAGCGAGGCCAGGGAUAAUUUUCACGCGGACUACUUCAUUGGCCUAAUGAGCGAUGGCCUUAUGACUGACCGAUAUGCAGAAAUCAAUGGGUUUUCCCUUGAAGAUGUUGACCAAGGUUGCACUAACGAUAUUGAGUCCUGGAGAAGAUACGAGCCAAAUUCAGUCAUUUUCUGCUGGAAAAGAAAACUUAUUACUGGAGACAAGUGCGACGUUGAACUUGUAAGAGAUAAACCUUAUAUGGUUAAGUGGGCACUUGGACCUGUAAUUGAUGGAGCAAUUGAACAGCACAGCAUGCGACAUAUGGGACUUGAAUAUUUUUCCCUCCCCCCCCCCCUCCGUGAGCGAACAAAAAAAUUUUGUUCACUCACGGAGGGGGGUUAAUUUUUUUUUUUAAAAAACAAUUUAUAUAUAAAUUUUAUAAAAAAUAUUUUUUUCGAAAUUUAAAAAAAAUCCUAAUUUGCAAAAAUUGGGAAGCAAAUACUAAUUUAAUUUGCAAAAUUUAUGUUUUAAAAACGCAAUUUGUUUAAAAUUAAACAGAAUUAGCUCUAGAUUUCAUUAUACUAAUUAUCACUUAUAUAUCAAAAUUUUUUUCUAUUAAAAUUUUUUCUAUUAAAAAUAUUUUUUGUUCACUCACGGAGGGUGGGUUUUUGGUCAAAAAAUGGCGAUUUUUCUAAUGGUUUUGUUCGCUCACGGAGGGGGGGGGGGGGAGUUAGUACUCAGCGAUUUGUAUCUUGAUAAUAACGAAGACGAAAGACAAACUUAUGGGCCUUGGUAUAAUAAGCAUCCUAAUGAUUUGAAGUGGAAAAACCAAUUAGGAUCGCCUUUUGGACCUGAAAAUUUUAGGGUUAGAAACCCUGGCAAUAAUUAA
Molecule: messenger RNA, 1060 nt
Organism: Blepharisma stoltei
Lineage: Eukaryota; Ciliophora; Heterotrichea; Heterotrichida; Blepharismidae
Source: the annotation of a GenBank genome assembly